Leptopilina boulardi is the source of this 1267-nucleotide messenger RNA. RefSeq lists its product as uncharacterized. Bases 667 to 1161 code for a protein of 164 amino acids. The record is from RefSeq and is a predicted model, not a curated record. The transcript has 2 exons. NCBI's taxonomy places the organism in Eukaryota, Metazoa, Arthropoda, Insecta, Hymenoptera, Figitidae.
CUAAAAACAAAUAAAAAUCAGUAUGUUUGUCAAAAGUAAAAUUAUAACAAAAGAAUUGUAAAAAUAUAAAAAUUAAAUUAAGCAAUAGUGAAUAAAAUCAAAAAUACCUGCUGACUCGCCAGAUCGAUUCAAGGAAACAGUAAAUUGUUGUCCACAUUAUCAUUUUAUUAUUUUUCUAUUUCAUGAAAAAAUGGACAUUAAUCGGAGUAAUUCUCCGAUUCAACAAAAUGAGUCAGCUUUUCCAUAUUAUUAAUGAUGUUCGAUGUACCACAAGGGAAGUGCUUCCUGGUGUAUAUAUUUGGAAGAGAUUCCCGAAUAAGAAGAGCACCAGGAAGACGAAAAUUCAUUUGUAUACUCAGCUGUCACAACAAUGGGAGCGGCCAUUUUGGAUAGAGAGCGCUACGAUGCGCCGUGGCACGGUAGCGUUCUACUUUACCCUCCGGAUUCAUGAAAAAUAUCGACUCGUGAUAAAUUGAUUAUCGAUAAAGAAAGUUCUAAUUAAUUACUUUCACCGGGACUCACCUCUAAAAAGAAAGCGCACAAAGAGACGCCGACUAGCGUGACAGGUCAGCCAUUUUUAGUCAUUCUCAUUCUGGAAGUGUAGUAGGCGACAAGCCAGUUUUUCUUUUGUUGUAAUAAAAAUAAUAUUUUCGACAUUUAAUAAUUAUGUCAGGACGAGGUUCGCUACGGGGUAGACGUCGUAUAGACGCCAGGCGGUUGCUCAGGACUCGAGAGGAGGAUGAGGCGAGCGAGGUGGAGACUUGGGUGGCAGCCAGGUCCCUGACGACACGGGGAAGGCUUCCUUCAGAAGCGUCCUCGUUCGAUGAGAGGGACUUGGAUCAUAUGAUCCAAGUCAUUGCAAAUACCCCGACGGUGCGAUUGACAGAGGAGGAGGAGCAGUACCUCCCAAGGCUCGAAGGCCCUCCGGACGUAAACCGCCCUUCUCAGGCGGAGCCAAGAGCUCCUCCAACUUCAGAAGAAUGUACCACUCCUCGUAGCCGAGAAUGGUGCAUGGAACAGGUGAGGCAGCAGAUUGCCUCAAAAGCCAAAACCCCUACUUAUUGGGGCAAAACUAAAUUUAGAAGAGGGCGUUGUGGAUUCUGCCUCCAGACAGGCCACAAUUACCACUCUUGCCCCAAACACUACGAAAAGAAAAAUUAAUUAGGUCCAAUUAAUAUCAUUAAUUAAUAUGUACACCCUUGUGAGGGAGGGUAUGUUGCCCUCACUAUUAAAAUAGUACUUAACUACUUGACGAUUGUGUUAAUAA